Molecule: messenger RNA, 3544 nt
Organism: Mercenaria mercenaria
Lineage: Eukaryota; Metazoa; Mollusca; Bivalvia; Venerida; Veneridae
Product: E3 ubiquitin-protein ligase RMND5A-like
Exons: 9
Coding region: 34-1239 (401 amino acids)
Biological process (GO): proteasome-mediated ubiquitin-dependent protein catabolic process
Cellular component (GO): cytoplasm; GID complex; nucleus
Molecular function (GO): ubiquitin protein ligase activity; protein binding
Source: RefSeq, a predicted model, not a curated record
AAACGACAACAACAACAACAACACAACAAAAAGAUGGAUUCGUGUUUAACGGUUGAGAGAGAAAUUGACAAAGUUUUGACUAAAUUUGGCGGUCUUAACGAUCACUCUGUAGACACUUUAGAAGAUUUCAUCAACUCCAUUGAAAAUCUACGUAAGGAGUUGGCUGCGGGUCCAGCUGAUGGGGAAGUUCAGGUUACACAAUCGCUGGUAAUGACCCAGGCCCUACACAGAGUACAGGAAGCAACAAGUAGGAUGGGACAAGAACACAAAGAUCUUCACAGUACAGUCUCCAAAGUCGGGAAAACUAUCGACAGGAAUUUUGUAUCCGAGUUCAGUGCAGUAUUUACGGAGAGUUCGUUUGAGAAUGAAGAAACACAGCUACUCCUUAAUGAAAUAAUUUGUGAGCACUUUCUAAGGCAAGGGAAACUGGAUAUAGCAGAAGCUCUCAAUGAGGAGGCAGAUCUGAAUUUAGACCCAUCACAAAUGGAGCCUUUUCUAGAAUUGCACAGAAUUCUGGGGGCACUGAAACGUAGAAAUCUUCAACCUGCUCUUAGUUGGACAGCUGCAAAUAGAGAUAGUUUACAAAAUCAGGGGAGUAACCUGGAGUUUAAGUUACAUAGAUUACAGUUUAUAGAACUAGUCUCUCUGAAUCCACAGAAUCAAACACAGGCACUAGAGUAUGCCAAACACUUUGCCAGAUUUGCAGACAAACACGCAAGAGAGGUACAAGUGCUGAUGGGAAGUCUAUUAUAUAUGAAACAGGGAAUACACACAUCACCAUAUGCAUUUCUUCUUGACCCUAUUUACUGGGAUGAGAUUUGUGACGUAUUUACCAGGGAUGCAUGUGCUCUUAUGGGAAUGUCCGUAGAAAGUCCACUCAGUGUCAGUAUUCGAGCAGGUUGCAGGGCUUUACCGCCACUGUUAAACAUACGUCAAGUAAUGCAACAGAGACAGGUGUCAGGAGUGUGGACAAGUAAAGAUGAAUUACCAGUUGAGAUAGAUCUUGGUAAUGAGCAUCGUUACCACUCUAUAUUUGCGUGCCCAAUUCUCCGCCAACAAAGUACGGAACAUAACCCACCUGUAAGACUUAUCUGUGGUCAUGUGAUCUCAAGAGAUGCCCUACACAAACUUGCCUCAGGAAACAAGUACGUGUCACAGUUUGGAGUAAAACAACUGGUGAAAUGUCCUUACUGCCCGGUAGAGCAGAAUCCUGAUGAUGCAAAAAUCGUUAUUUUCUGAGUACUGUGUCAGAAUUCACAUGAUGAUGUAAAUGUCGUUAUUUUCUGAGUACUGUGUCAGAAUUCAUAUGAUGAUGCAAAUGUCGAUAUUUUCUGAGUACUGUGUCAGAAUUCACAUGAUGAUGCAAAUGUCGAUAUUUUCUGAGUACUGUGUCAGAAUUCACAUGAUGAUGCAAAUGUCGAUAUUUUCUGAGUACUGUGUCAGAAUUCAUCUAGAAUCUUCACCUUCCUCAAUCCACAUCGGUCUUCUAGAGAACAGAAUGUUCCAUCCACCUGAUAGCACAGCUCUUAUGCAUGUGAAAGAAUUACUUUUUUUGUGUGGCAUGGUGUAGAUUUCUCAAAAUAAUUAACAAUGAGGGUUUAAAAGUCAGUGGAAAACUUUCUGGUAGUUAAAGCAGACAAUUACUAGAAUGAAAAAAUUCUUGAUGUGUUACAAUGAUUCUACAGCAAUAUUUUUCCUCGAAAAAAAUAGAACAGGUAAAUAUUUCAUAGUAAUACUUAUUAUAUGAGGGUUGUCAUGGCUGAACAGUUAACCUGAAAGACAGCUAUCAAGAUAUUUAAUUAUUCAAUACCUUAGUUCAUAAAGGAAGUGCCUGUAUGAAAUAAUGCCCGUAGGAGCAAUGUGGAUCUUCCUCCUCAAUUAAAUGCUGAAAAGUCACCUUAUGACUGGAAAUCAUGUUGAUGUAACAUAAAACCCUAAAAAAGUCAUAAUGUAAGUCAAAGAAAAUUGACCCAUUAGUGUUUGUUUCUACAUUCCCUAUACAAUUUCACCUGUAUUGUUUAGCAAUAUGUAUUAACUUACACAUGAUUUUCUUGCACAACUGCACACUUCUAAUAUUUGUUGUUGAAAAUAGUCUCAAACUUUGUUCACUCAAACUCGCUGGGCCCAUAGAAAUUUCCUCGACCCAUCAGUAGUUCAAGCCAGCCGAAUUUCCAGAAGUGUGAUAUAUAACUAGGUCAAACUGAAUGGAAAAAUAUCUAUGACCUUUAAGGUUUAUUGCAUAUCCUAUUCAGUAUAUUAAAUGAGGAAUGUAUGAAAAUGUUAUAAAUAUAUGAUUUUAUCAAACAAUUUUAUGCUAGUUCAAAAUCAUUAAUUUAAAAGCAGUAUUUUCUUCUUAAGUAGCAUGCACAUGUCUAAAAAUAGAUCUCGGUUCUAGAAUUGUACAUAUCUUAAAGUCUGAGGUAAACAUACUGUUGAUAACACAGAAGACAACUGCAGCUAGUUUAACCUUCCCUUAAAUGUGUAUUUCACUAGAUGUAGAAAGUUUGCACUGCCGAAAUAUGCAAAUUGAUUGUCAGUAAUUGAGAUCUGACCCACAUUUUCCAUUAUUUAAGGAAAAAUGUAUUUUCUGCACAAUAAUAAAAUCACAUAAUGGUUUGCUUCAAGAGUUGCAGCCAUCUUUGUUCGAGCUGUCCAAGAUAGAACCAUAAAGGACAUUAAAGGGUAGAGGGUUUCUGCAAGGACCAGACUUUGAGCAAAGGGUCUGAAUUAAAGUGAACAAAGAUGGACAGUAGCUGCAUUUAUGAGCAAUGAAUAACAAGGAGUAGUCAUAGAAAGGUUGAAGCAGUAAAUUUCUUCAAUUAUGCAUUAUUUGCUGAUUUCAGUAUAAAGUUUAACUUGUAAACUUAAAGCUGCUGCACUGUUAUGAAGAAUUAAUUUUUAGUAAUCAAUGAAAUGUGGAUUUUGGAAACUAAUGUGAAUAUGGGCUGUGAUAUAUUGAAAUAAGGACAGGUUUUACUACAAUUACAUCUACAGUAGUUGGAAUAAAAUUGCAGGCUAUGAGUACUUGAUAUGUUUUAGUAACAAGCAAUGCUAUUUUGAUGAAGGCACUUCUGUAUCCUACAGAUUUAAAUGUAAAGUUGCUGGUCAAAUUGUACUUCUUUCUCAAGAGAUAGCUUGAGAUUUGUGUACUUGUACAAUUUUCUUUUCUGUAAGAUUUUAAUAAAAUAUUUCAGUAAGUCUGUGAGGGAACAAUUUUAAUUUUAAAAUUUGAUUUACUGCUGAAAGUGUUUAUAUUGUAUGAUAUCGCUCUGAUAGUCAGUCUAUUUCUACCAGAUCCUUGUUACUUGCCAGCAUAUAUAUUAUGGUAUAUUUGCCAAUUGCCAGUAUAUAUGGUAUAUUUGCCAGUAUGCCAGUAUAUAUGGUAUAUUUGCCAGUAAAGAAAUCUCAACCUCUCUCUUCCAUCUUUGUAUUUUCCUUCUAUAAAAAAUCAAGAUUUUUGUUUUGUGUAUGUGUUGUAAAUAGUUGUAUAUAAUUUAUUGUUUUGAAGAUGUUGUGUAUAUGAAAUAAAAAUUGAGCAGCAGAA